CCGGCACAGUCGAGAAAGCCCCUCGGACGCCGCUUGUCACGCCAUACACCAUGAACCUAUUCAUCUUUGCGGUAGUACUUAGUGCAGCAUCAGCCCUUCCUUCCUACAUUGCGGUACCAUCAGAUCAGAUAGCAUUUCUGGAUCUGACCGCUCUCCACGCACGUCGGGUGCCAAGGCAGACUCUGGAACAACCUUCACUUCCACAAGCUGCUUACCAAGAUGAUUACCAGCCUGUACCAUUGGAACAAUAUAACCAACCAAGCGUAGCUCUCGCCCCUCCGCCACCACCACAAGCCCCAAGAAUACAGCAACAAGAGAAUAGAGCUGAACCUUUAGUGCAAUAUGCAGAAAGACCUGCAGAUUUCGGAGAAUAUGUUGAUUUUGGGGCUCAAACUGGAGAUAACGGAGCCUUUGGAUGGUAUGCGGACUAUCCACUCAACAACCAAGAAUCGUAUAAACAUUAAGAGUCUUCAAUGACUUAUCCAAUCAGUAUUAGACAAUCUUGCCAAGUUAGGUAUAUUACCAAAGAUUGACAUUGCAGAAUUACCGCACAUUUGUUUUAGACGGUUAAUUCCGCAUUCAGAGAUAGUUGUAGAUUAAUAAUGCAAAGUAAACUGUGAUAAGCAAUACGAUAGUUCACUUUUAUGCUUUAUCUGCUUAGAUAAUGCAUCUAGCAGAAUGCAGUACUCUAUAUUUUCCUAUUAUUUUUCUUUUACAUAUCUUCUUACUUGCUUAAAUACUUUUUCUUCUUCUAUAUUUUCAUGCUUCCUACCUGUUCCUAUUUCUGAAUUCUUUGCUUACUCUAAGUUAUUUAUGUAAAAUCGUGUUUCUGCUUCUUUUCUAUCACUUCCUUAUUGCACUUUCUUUUCAUAACUUUCUAUACUCAUCUAUAUCCACUUAUUUUUUAUAUCUUAAUCUAUUUUUACUUAUUUUUAGACUAGACACAUACUUCAUUCAUAUUUAAGAAAAAUGCUAGAAUGGUAGAUUUGGGUGUCUUUUUUAAUCUAGACAAAGGACAAGCUAUGACAAAGGAGGAAACAAAUGUUUUUCAUAAAUGGCAACUAUUUAUUAAAUGACAAUAAUUUUCAUAAAUGGCAAUUAUUUACAAAGACAAUUGCGGCAAUUUAAGCCGCGCCCACUACUGACUAGACUAGUAUAUGAGAUAUCUGGUCAUGUAAGUCCUAUUAUAACUAAAGUUUCAGUUCUAUCUUUCUAUCAAGCUUUUUCUUUCUAUUCUCAAUCUGUAUACAUUUUCUCUAGAACGAGUUGUAUUCAAAUUCACGCAUCACGCUUUAUGACCCCAAUCAUCUGUUUGUUUCUCUUAUUACCUAUUUCAUGUCAUACCUACUACUUCCUGUAAAUCUUUCUCUUCAAUAUUACAAUUUUUAUAUAUGCUUUUUUUCCUUUAAUUCACUUUAAACCUUAUAACUUUUUUCUAUAUCUAUUAUACUAGCUUAAACAUACAAUUACGUAAUAUUUCUUCAAAUAUGAUUCUUCUUUAUUUUGAUUGAUUCUUU
Messenger RNA from Pieris brassicae (large cabbage white), 1517 nucleotides. RefSeq lists its product as uncharacterized. The record is from RefSeq and is a predicted model, not a curated record. The transcript is spliced from 3 exons. NCBI's taxonomy places the organism in Eukaryota, Metazoa, Arthropoda, Insecta, Lepidoptera, Pieridae. Bases 51 to 464 code for a protein of 137 amino acids.